Colletotrichum godetiae is the source of this 299-nucleotide messenger RNA. RefSeq lists its product as uncharacterized. Bases 36 to 233 code for a protein of 65 amino acids. The record is from RefSeq and is a predicted model, not a curated record. Lineage: Eukaryota; Fungi; Ascomycota; Sordariomycetes; Glomerellales; Glomerellaceae. The transcript is spliced from 2 exons.
CCUCCUCAUUACGAGCUGGGUCAGAGGCCUGCCCCAUGCGACAACGUUUGCCUGAAGUCGAUUUCGCCGCAAAUGUAAAGACGAUUAGUGGGGUGGCUUCCACUGUACUUGCGGGAAUAACGGAAUUAGUAGGAGUAAGAAGGAGAGUGGCUUCUAUCAUGUCACGAUACAUCUUGGUCGAUUGCCUUUUGUAUCUGGGAGGGGCCGCGGUCCGUACACCUCACUUCGAGUGAACAUGAUCUUCCCUACUCAUAACAAGAUUUUGAGCCUAGACGGCUGUUACGAAAUGGAAAACGAAC